Messenger RNA from Truncatella angustata, 870 nucleotides. RefSeq lists its product as uncharacterized. The record is from RefSeq and is a predicted model, not a curated record. The coding region runs from base 290 to 682 and encodes 130 amino acids. The transcript is spliced from 2 exons. NCBI's taxonomy places the organism in Eukaryota, Fungi, Ascomycota, Sordariomycetes, Amphisphaeriales, Sporocadaceae.
AGCAGUUGGCAAAGGUAUUGAUGUGGAUCAUUGAUAACAAGUGCAGAGCAGAAUUAGGUAUCGACAACUAGGUCUGCUCCUGCAUAAUGAAGAGCUGUCUGUAUACCGAAAAAGACGCCAAGGCAAUCGACUAGAUAAUGUCUCACUAGGUAAUGAUGAGGCGAGGGUCGCAUAGUCGGCAUCGUGACUAUUCUUUGCGGCGCUCGGGAAUGGCAGUCACUCUAAUGCAUACUGACCCACGUGCUGUCUGAGGGUGUUAUUUCGCGGUUAUAAGAUUCACGAAUCGUCUAUGAAGAGAUGUUUAUUUUUGCUGAUCAUCUCAGGCACUCUUCGCUACAAUUCAGCCAAGACGGUCUUCAAAGCCGGCAAUCUCCCUCUCACCGACUACUCACCCGAAAAUCGUCUUUCGAUCACAACGUCGACGACAUGCACUUCUGAGCCUUCAGCUGGCGCAUGGAGCGCGGCGCCGCAUGUCCUUACCGCUUCCGCUCCCGCAACGACCUUCGCGACCUCGUUCACUGGCGUAUUUGCUGCCCCGUCACGUACUUGGUCCUCACGCCCUGCCAGCUCCGCGCCACCUGUGACUUUCGUAGUGGCCCGACGGGUCUUCACCCCGGACGCUGCGAAAUGGAACUCCACGUCUGCCUGGCCCAGCAGUGAAUCUGGUGCUCCACAUAACUAGGCGUGGCAUCUCUGUGGGGGAACUGAUGAUGGGAGACAACGGACUGUUCGAUUCAGACACUCAUUCGUUUGAUUAUUUCCCGCUCUAGACAGGGUUUUUGGUUGGGGGAAAAAGGGGAAGGGUCGUUGGGGCCGGCCCUGCCUAGAGUGAUGGUGUUGCAUCUUCUCAACUUAUAAUAAACAAGUACA